GGGGCUCCUGUUUUGCAGAUACAGACAUGGCUACCCCUCUGAGACUUGUCACCAUGCAAGCAAGGCACUGGUCCCCUACUGAAGAACUAACCAUGCCCCACGCUGCUUAGCGUUUGAUAGCAGAGGAGAUGGGGCAUUCUGAGGGUAAGCGCAGCGAGAGCGGGACGAGCCCCAGGCUACAGCACAAAGCGCUGGCACUCUGCCCUCGCGCCCCCACCCCCGCCACGCUUGGCCUCACUCAGUGAGACUGGAGAAGGCGGCGGCCUCCCAGAAUGCCUCGCGCGCGGCGGAAGCCGGGCGCGCCUGUGCGCUGAGCGGCCGGCUCCCAGCUUGGCGCAAGAUGGCGGCGGGCGCCUCGGACCCUCUGGAAGAGAUGCUGCUCUUCUCCGAAGAGGUGGACGAGAAGGCGGUCAGCGACCUGGUGGGCUCCCUGGAAUCGCAGCUGGCCUGCGGGCGGGCCUCCACCGAGGAGGCUCGUCCUAACAGCAGCCCCGCAUCCCACCAGCAGCAAGAGCACCCGGGGAGCCUGGUGGGGGGCGGCAGCCCUGUCCAGCAACAGCAGCAAGGGCAUCCUGCGCCUCCUCCUCUCCCCGGGGCAGGGGAGGCUGCCAGGUGCCCAAGUGCCGUGGGCAGCCCCAGUCCAGUCCAGGGGGCGCCCCCUGCCCUGUCCGCCCCCGGAGUGGCGGCCGGGAGGGGAGCGAGUGUAAACAGUAGUAGCAUGCAGCAAUCACAAGGAGCAGCUCCUCGCAGCAGCAACAGCCCCCCGAGUGCACCUGCUGCCCCUGUCCCACUGCAAGCCGCAGCCCCACCUCCGCCUGCAGGCGCCCCAGCCCAGCCUGUCAACAACCAUGUGGAUGCCAGUGCUGCUCCUGCUGCUGGCAGCGGUGCCCGGGAAGUGGAGAGUCACAGCCCGGGGUAUAGUCCUUCUGCAGCAGCGGCUGGUGUGAACAACGUGUUGCUGCUUAACUCCGAGGCCGCCACUGCUGGGGGGUCGCCUGGGGUUGCCGAUGCUGUCACUCUAGCGGCCGCAGCAAGUGGGGUUGCAAAGGCGGUAGUGCUGGGUGGUACAGCUGCUGCUCCUCCUCUUGCUCCUCUCCCUCUUCUCCAGAGACCUGCUCUGCAUACCGUUCCUCCCGCGGCACUCAGUGGGAAUGGCACUGCCUCCAGCACUGCUGUGCUUGUCACUCAGAGUCUAAAGGCUGGUUGUGCCCCAGCAUCAGUAACACAGGUUGUCAACCAUCAGAACCCGGCUGUCAGCCACUGCAAACCAGAUUCCUCCACAGCACAGACAAAACUCCUCACACACAGUUCUGCAGUAAAUACACUCUGUAACUCUGGCAGUUCUGUUUCUACAAUGAACGUUGUCACCCAUCCAGCCCAAAGUCCAGUAGCAAGCUGUGCCCCUGUAGUGUCCAGCACAGUCACUCUCAAUGCUGUAUCUAAACCUACAGUAAAUAUUAUAGGGCCACCAGGCUCUGCUGUUGGUGUAGCCAAAUCUGCUACCGGUGUACCUGUCGUCUCUGCAGUCCCCCAGUCGCUGUCACCCAGGCCUGCAGUGGGCAUUGCUCAGAGAAUAGUUGCACCACAAUUGAUUGUUAGACCGCCUCAGCAGACUACAAUCCAGUUGCCUCCAGGUUUUACUAUACCACCUGGUAUGGUCUUGGUGCGCACCGAAGCUGGACAGCUUGUAAUGGUACCUCAGCAGGCUUUAGCCCAGGCUCAAGUUCAAGCUCAAAUACAAACACAGGCCCAAGGUUCCACCAACAUUUCACCCCGACUUUCAGUGCCCACAAGUGGUCCAGUUUUUCGUUUAACAACAACUCAGCAACCAACUUCUGUAGGUACAUCUGCUGUCCACAUAGGACUUCCAAUGCAAGCCAAAGUUGUACAAUCAACUGCUACAUCAGUUAGUGCUACAUCUACUGUGAGCUUACAAGGGAGCUCCACUCUGUCACACACUACAGUAUCGGGAGCUACUACAAAUGCUCAGAACUUAAUGAAAACAACAGUAGCAACUGGAACCCUAGCAACUCAACAACCUAUGGUAAUUUCUGGAGGACAAACUCAAACAGCAGCACAGCCUCAAGGUCAGCCUCAGUUGCCACUUCCACCUUAUACUACAGCACAAGUACCAGCACAACCCCAGGUCAUACCUAGCUCUCCUGUACCAGGGACUACAGUUGUAUCACAGGUUUGUGUCUAAGUUCUGGAACAUUUGA
This is a messenger RNA of Pelodiscus sinensis (Chinese soft-shelled turtle), 2219 nucleotides long. The record is from RefSeq and is a predicted model, not a curated record. Lineage: Eukaryota; Metazoa; Chordata; Testudines; Trionychidae.